This is a messenger RNA of Neodiprion virginianus, 2245 nucleotides long. RefSeq names its product COMM domain-containing protein 8-like. The record is from RefSeq and is a predicted model, not a curated record. The coding region runs from base 96 to 635 and encodes 179 amino acids. NCBI's taxonomy places the organism in Eukaryota, Metazoa, Arthropoda, Insecta, Hymenoptera, Diprionidae. The transcript is spliced from 4 exons.
CCGAAAGCAGGCUACUGCGCUACAAAUUUAACAACGGCAGUUUUAAGAACCGACAGAGUGAUCAUUUGUGACUGGAUCAUUGAAGCCAUUCCGAAAUGGAGGAUGAAACUGAAUUGUUACAAAAUAUAUUUACACAAGUAAAUAGCGAUGUUAUGAACCAGUUCCUUCACGCCUGUGUCGACGAAAUAUGCGGGCGGAAACGAGUGACGUUUCAACAGUUUACAAACAGCGUUGAAUGGACCGAGAAUGAGUACAAAAUAGCCCGUCAGGUUAUUUUCGAUUUGUUAAGAAAUCCGGCAGUGCUGUAUCUUGAAAAUGAAAGGAUGCCACAUCGAUAUGUUGAAACGCCUGCCGAAUUACAACUUGCGAUACGCACAUGUGUAAAUAUACGAAGAGAGCAUCUGGUUAAGGCACUAUUGAGGGAGCAUUCAAUCAAAAAUGGAACGACGUUGCUCGACUUUGACUGGAGAUUAAAGUGGAUUAUGGGAUCAAGCAAACUCGCCACGUUGAAAGAACCUCUUCUGCAGUUGGAUCUUAUCACCGAAGAUAGCAAGAGUCAGCAAAUCCUCGAUCUUGAGUUGAACAGAGAUGAACUCGACAUGUUGAUAAAUGCGUUGGAGGAAGUGGGAGGCUGAUUUGAAAAACUGUUACUAUACCGAAAUUAUAAUAGCGUUCAGAAUAAAGAUAUGCUUAUGCUUGGAUAAUCUUAUUCUAUUCCACCGUAUUAAUUAUUUCUAUCAUACCCAUGAGUUAUACUAUUUUUAGGUAUUGAAAACUCAAGUAUUGUAGUAUUAAAACCUUAUGUCGAAAAUGUUAUACUGCACACAUAAAAUAGGUACCUCCUAGAAUAAGAAUACUAAAAAUCUUGAUUUUGACAUAAAUUACAUGAAGCAACAUUGACCCUAAAGCAUAAUUACAGAAUAAUGAGAAAACCAAACGUUUUCCUGGACAAUUCAAUUGUACCGUAUAUGUAAUAUUUACACCCAAUUUAUACAAAUAAUUUGAGUUGUUGUGAGAUUGAUGAACAAGUAAUCAUCUGUUUAUAGAACUCUAAAGUGCUUUACUAUGCGAACUGUGUAUAUAAAUAUCUAUUAUGAGCGCCAGUUUUUUUUUUCCCCGUUGUACCUUAUCGCAGUAAGUAUGUUCACUCAAGUCGGCUAAUACUGGAGAGCAUAAUGCGUUUUAUAGGACAGUUUAAGAGGAUCAUGAGGCAGUCGGAAAUUAUAGAGAAUAGAUACACUUAUUUCACAGUUUAUUAUAGGUUUGUUAUAGAUAAAUGUUGAAUAGUUUAGUUAUUAUUAUAACUGCGGAUCAGACACUGAAAACUGAAUUUCGAUUUUCCAAAACGUCCACGAAUGAAACUCCACGUUAAAAUAUAUCGUCUUCAACGCAACAUAAAAUACCGAGGGAUUAUGAUUCAGGGACGUUUUAGAUUUACGAUUUAAUAUAAUUGAUUGGUGCAGAUCAGUCGCAUCGAAAGAAUUUAAAUAGAAAGAUUUGUUGGUUUAUCGUCAAAUCUUAUUUCGAAAGAACAUUCAAUUUCGUUGUAAGUUUGUAACCAUUAUUACAGAUAAUAAUUAAAAUCCAUAAGAGUAGGGGUUUACUAUACAAUUUUUAAUUUUACUUCCUUCUUGCUUAUCAAUAGGUAUAUCUUUUAAAACCAAUGUCGAUCAAGAGCAAUGGCCACACGCUUCUCUAACACUUAGAAUAAUAAUUCUGAUUUUGGGGCGUACAUAUGGAUUCUUUUUCUUAAGUUUUUUUUUUUUUCGCUUUAUUUCAUUUAGGUUUAUACUCUCUACGCUACGAGCUUAAUAAAAUCUUUCAUAAUUAAUUAAUUAGUAAGUUUUACUUCAAUCUCCGGAGAUUCGUAUAAACGUAGAAAUAUCGUAUGAAAAAUUUGUAAAAGGUGUUUCAGGGAUAAUUGGGUGGUUGUGAGGGGCAUCGUAAUUGUAAUUAGGCAAUAUUCUUUUAAUAAUUAUUAUAGAAAUUAGGAUAGGUUUUGCAAGUAUUUUAUACGGAUAUAAUUAGCAUCCCGAGACACACUUGGCUCUUUUUUUUUUAGAUUAUAUAUCACUUACAUUGCUCAAUCUUACUGUAUAUUUACUCCAUUUAUGUACCGUGUUAUUCUCGUUUUCCGUAUGUAAGUUAUGCGUGAGUGUGCAUGUUUAUGUGUGUGUACGUGUGUGCAGCUCUUUAUUACAACUUAAAACAUCUCAAAUAGUAUAAAUACAAAAACAUUGUAGUU